Messenger RNA from Lasiodiplodia theobromae, 1878 nucleotides. RefSeq names its product Immunogenic protein. The record is from RefSeq and is a predicted model, not a curated record. NCBI's taxonomy places the organism in Eukaryota, Fungi, Ascomycota, Dothideomycetes, Botryosphaeriales, Botryosphaeriaceae. The transcript is spliced from 5 exons. The coding region runs from base 1 to 1878 and encodes 625 amino acids.
AUGUCUGACGCGAAGCCCGUUGACACCCCCGCCGCUGAGCCGGUCGCCGCUGAGGCCCCCGCCAGCGAGACCGUCGCUGAGACUGCCCCCGCAGAGGAGCCAAAGACUGAGGACGCCACCGACGCGCCCGCCGCCGAGCCCGCUGCUGAGGGCGCGGAGCCCGCUGCCGAGGAGACCACCGCGCUCCCCAAGGAGGAGAAGACCGCCGACGGCGAGGUCAAGAUCACCGCUGAGCCCGUCUACUCUGGCGCUCUCGGCUACAAGGCCCCUGGUCUGAUCAAGGGUCUCACUUUCUCCAAGAAGUACUUCUGGUUCGGCGAGGAGGCCGCCGUCUCCAAGGACAGCCUGCACGGCUACCUCCGCGGCGAGAAGGGCGAGCACGCUCACGCCGCCGUCGCCUGGGCCAGCAAGACCGGCAAGGGCCUGCUUUUCUUCGCCAAGCACGCCGACCAGAAGUCUGCCCCUGAGGGCGUCCUGAAGCUGGCUGAGGCUACCGAGGUCGCCAAGGAGGGCAACAAGGUCUUCUCCUUCAAGCUCCACGGCCACAAGCACUCCUUCGAGGCCACCAACGCCGCCGAGCGCGACGGCUGGGUUGUCGCCGUCGAGACCACCGUCGAGGAGGCCAAGGCCGCCGCUGAGGGCGUCACCUCCAGCGACGAGUACAAGGAGACGAUCGAGAAGCUCGGCAAGCCCGCCGCUCCCGCUGCCGCCGCUAAGGCUGAGGAGACCGCCCCCAAGAAGAGCACCGAGGUUAAGCCUGAGGGCGAGGAGCGCCGCGGCUCUUCCUCCUCCAGCUCCGGUGACGAUGCCGAUGGCAAGAAGAAGAAGAACAAGAAGUCCAAGUCCCGCUCCCAGUCCCGCAAGAGGGCCUCCGUUUUCGGCGGUCUCCUCGGCAAGAAGGAGCACGAGAAGAAGGACGUGAAGAAGGAGGAGGCCAAGGAGGAGGAGGCGAAGAAGGAGGGCGAGGAGGCUGAGGAGCCCAAGGCCGAGGCCGAGGCCGCCGCCGAGGCCCCUGCUGCUGAGGCUGCUGCCGACGCUGCUGCUCCCGCUGAGGAGGCCAAGCCCGCUGAGGGCGAGGCCAAGCCUGAGGAGGCCAAGGUCGAGGAGGCCAAGCCCACGCCCAAGGCCAACAAGCGCACCUCCAUCUUCGGCGGCUUCUUCGAGAAGGUCCGCAGCCCCACCGUCGAGAAGAAGGAGGCCGAGACCGCCCCCGUCGUUCCCCCCAAGGACGGCGAGGCUCCCGCCGCCACCGAGGAGGCCGCUAAGCCUGCUGAGGGUGAGGAGGCCAAGCCCGCUGAGGAGGCCCCCAAGACUGCUGACGGCGAGGCCCCCGCUGCCACCGCUACCACUCCCGCCAAGGAGAAGGGUGGCUUCUUCAGCAAGUUCGGCAAGGCCAAGUCUCCCGCCACCACCCCGGCCACUGAGGCUCCCAAGGAGGAGGCCAAGCCCGUCGAGGGCGAGGCUGCUCCCGCCGUUGAGGGCGAGGCUGCUGGCACCCCGGCCACGGCCGCCGCCGCCGCCGCCGCUCCCGAGCCCGGCAAGGAGAAGCGCCGCACCUCUUUCUUCGGCAACUUCGGUGCCAAGAACAACACCGAGGGCGAGGCUGAGGGCGAGAAGAAGCGUGGUCUCGGCGGCCUGUUCCGCAACCCCAGCAAGGCUGCCAAGGAAAAGAAGGAGAAGAAGGAGACGGCUGCUCCCGCCAAGGUCGAGGAGGAGGCUGAGAACAAGCCCGAGGAGACCCCCGCCACCGAGGAGGCCAAGAAGGAGGGCGAGGAGGAGCAGAAGGACGAGGAGAACAAGCCCGCCAUUGGCGAUGUCGUCCCUGAGGCCGUUACCGUUGGCCAGUCCUCUACUCCCGCUGUCCAGGCUACCGCGUAA